Molecule: messenger RNA, 465 nt
Organism: Cylindrotheca closterium
Lineage: Eukaryota; Bacillariophyta; Bacillariophyceae; Bacillariales; Bacillariaceae
Source: the annotation of a GenBank genome assembly
AUGGACCGAACGCCUAUUUUCAUGGACCAUUCCCUACUAGACCAUUUGAACCAACAAUCUACAUUGCUUGGUUUUGGUGCCUUGUUCAAAGAGUGCCAAGUUCCAGAGGUUGGAAACGAGAAGGAAGUUUUCUUUUCCGAUUACUGCACCGACCAAAUGGAAAGAAAGAAACAAGAGGGAGUUGUUGCUUCAACUAAGGUUUGUCUUUGCGACGACUGCAAGGACAAGUACGAAUCGCCUCAAACAACAAGUGUUGCCAGGAGGAGGAGUGGUAUUGCCCGAGUGGUCGAUCGAUCAGCUGCACAGCCUUUACCCCAGCAGCAUAUGCAACAACAAGCAGCAGAUCACAGCACAUUAUUGCAAUGUCAGGCCAUUUCACCUCCUGUGCUUCCAACAAUCCAACUUUCAAUCCUGUUCAUGCUGCAACGGCCAGUGUUUUUUUUACUCCAAAUCAAUUUGCCUUGA